Carassius gibelio (silver crucian carp) is the source of this 2261-nucleotide messenger RNA. RefSeq lists its product as uncharacterized. The record is from RefSeq and is a predicted model, not a curated record. The transcript has 5 exons. Bases 307 to 1074 code for a protein of 255 amino acids. Lineage: Eukaryota; Metazoa; Chordata; Actinopteri; Cypriniformes; Cyprinidae.
UGAUUCCUGACGGUUUCCAAAGUGAGAGCGGCGCGACCAGAUAACUUUUAUUAACUAUAUAUUAUAAAUAGUUUUUCUGCGUGAGAAAUACAAUGUGUGGCGGGAGUGCGUGACAAAAGAACGAAAUGAGUGACUGUCACGCUCAAUGCGUGACACUUGAGAGCCCUGCUUGUAAUUCGGAACGCGCUUGAAUCCACGCUGAUGUAGAGGGGCAGGGGCGUGGAUAAAGUAAGAGUAACAUCUUGCCGGUUUUAGUGAAGGCUUGUUACAUCAAGUGACAGACCGAACUGGACACCGCUUCUCAGGAUGUAUAUCUUCUUCACUUUCAUAACCUGGAUUAUUGUCAUCAUCUCCGGUGCUGUGAGUGAUAAUGUGAUAGUAAAGGCGAGAAGAGGAGAAAACUGCUCCCUCUCCGUGAGAUCAUCUGAGCUGAAUAUUGUGAGUCGUUUAACAGUGAGAAGAAACGGGACUCAAGAGAUCUUUCGCUUCUGUUCCUCUGAAGAGCGAAAUCAUGGCUGCAAACCAAUCAACUCUUCAAGAAUAUCUCUCCGGAUUGAUAAAGAGAUUGUGUCUGUAACUGUUCUUGAUGUCAACACCAGCGACGAAGGAGUUUAUGAUGUUGAAGUUAUCAAUGACACAAACAACAGGAUCCGUCAGGAGUUUACAGUUUCAUUGACCGAGUCACCGGAGACUGCUGAAGACAUUCCUACAGAGACACCCUGGACUAUCAGCCUAAAAAUAUUAAACAUAACUGCAGGGGUCAUUGCAGCGAUAGGGUUAGGGUUGGUUCUUCUACUGAUUAUUUACAGCAUUUACAGAAAGAAGAAUCACAAUGCUGCUGAUGCUGACGGUGCCGAGGAUCCAGAGAUCAUUCCUCUCAGCUCAAACACAGCAGCAAGAGAAGCCACAGGUGGAUCCUUAGAGAUGGUGGACGAGACAAAGUGUCCCGUGGACAACAACAACCAGCGAGAGGAAGAAAGAAAAGACCUGAACCGUGAGGAAAGAGAAAGAGUGACAGACAAAACUGGAAGAACACGACAUUGUGUGGACUCACAAAACAACCACAAGGGAUGAGACUGUCAUCUGAAGGCUGAAACGAUUAUUAACGCUGUAGAGAUUGACUGUAAUUCAGGCCCCUCUCCUGAUGCUUCAGAGCGUCUCAGUGUUCAUACUAUCCAUCCUAAAUAGUAUGUGAGAUUAGAUUAAUUGUGUCCCAAAGUAUAGUGUGCUGAAAAGAUUAUGCCAAAAGUCCCCGGAUGGUCUACUAUUUCAGGUCGAUUUUUGAAGUGUGGAUCCAUGUACACUCUUAACGGCUAAAACUGCCCACAAUGCAUUGCGGUUUGGAGAAGGAUUAGAUCCAGAACUACAAACACGUAGUUUAUGUAAUAGAUAGCCUUAAAUCAAGCAGCUUUACAGUAUUACACAUGAAAAACCAGAGUCAGUGUCCCUUUCGGUCAGAAUUACAGCCUGAUUUUCUGUUAUAAAGCAGCUCUGCAGUGUGGAGCUCACUAAUGAUAAAAUCCUUCUGUUAAUGAGGAGAAAAUAAAGAUCUUUAAAGUGAGUUUGGUUUGCAGAGAUCAAAAAAGCUUGAUCUAGCUCAGGACUUUUCUGAUUAUUAUUACACUGUAAGGCAAUUUAAGAGAGAUAAUGUUGUGAAUAAAAUAGUUUAUCCAAAAAUAAAAUGUCUUAUCAGUAUCACUAACCUUUACUUUAUUUCCAUAUGACUUACAAAAGGAGAUGUUACUUUUCCAUAUUGCUAAUUCAGUUGUGAAUGAGAGUUUCUCUGUCAUCUCAUUUUGUGUGUAAAAUAUAUGUUUUGCUUUAAAUGAAUUGUAUAAUAAUUGUAAUUACAAAACGUAAUGGCCCUGCUUUUCUCCCUCUCUCUUUAUUUAUUAAAUAGAAUAUGUAUAAGUCAAUUUUGUAACUAAUUGCAAAAACUGAAUAAUAAAAGUCUAAUCAGUGAAAUAAUAGAAGAUAAUUCAAUUAAUCAUUCUAAUAAUAGAUUAUUCGAUUAUCAAAAAAUAAUAAUAAUAAUAUGUUGCAGCCCUAUAUUAUUUGAAGGCCAUUGAUUGAGACAACUCAUGCAAGUCAUCACACAGAAGCAGCUCUUCUCUGAGAUGAGCUGAACCUCAGAUGUUCAACCAGAAAUACAUCAGUGAUUCCCAGCAGACCAGACAGAGACACCACAGUGAUCCUGACAAACUGAAAGAGAAGAGAGUUAUUCAUGAACGUGAUUGAAUGUGUUUCUCUGUGAAGACACA